AUGGAAAUGGCUAGCAGGCGAUCGAAUUACACCUUGCUGAAUCAGAAUACCAACCAACCAGUCUACCACCAGCCACCGCCUCAGCAGAAGAAGCUCUCCGGCGGCGGCGAUGGCGAGGCUGCUGCUAUCUAUUACGAGUCUCGCUCCGGCGAGAAGAAUAAACUGAGGUCCGAACGAGGCUCAUCCUUGGAUUGGGAAUCGAUUGAUCAGCGGAUGAUCCGGGCGCACCAGCCGCAGCAGAGCCGGAUCGGGACGGCGCCGUUUCAUGGGUCUUUUGGGCUGCAGAGGCAGUCGAGCGGGAGCAGCUUCGGCGGGAGCUCGAUCUCGGGGGACUAUUUCGCGCCCUCGUUCUCAGGCCCCGAGCCGCCUUAUGGUCAUCCGAGCGAUGGCGGCGGUGAAUCCCGGGUGGGAACGGCGGAUAUUUCUGUCGGCGGCAACGGCUCGUCGUCUUCGAAGAGCUGGGCGCAGCAGACGGAAGAGAGCUACCAGUUGCAGCUGGCUUUGGCCCUCCGCCUCUCUUCAGAAGCUACCUGUGCUGACGAUCCUAAUUUUCUGGAUCCCGGGCCUGAGGAAUCCACAUCGGGUGCUUCUUCAUCAGCUGCCUCAGCAGAUGCAGUUUCUCACCGAUUUUGGGUAAAUGGCUGCUUAUCUUAUUUCGACAAAGUUCCUGAUGGGUUUUACAUGAUUCACGGGAUGGAUCCAUAUGUUUGGGCUGUGUGCUCUGAUCAUCAAGAAAGCGGCCACAUCACAUCUCUUGAUUUGUUAAAGGCAGUUGAUCCUGUUCUGGUCUCUUCGGUUGAAGUGAUUUUCGUAGAUACGCGAGCUGAUCCCAGCUUGAAAGAGCUGCAGAAUUGGGCUCACAACUUAUCAUCUAGUUGCAUCACCACGAAAGAAAUUGUUGACCAGCUUGCGAAGCUAGUUUGUAAUCAUAUGGGGGGUGCAGCUUCCAGUGGGGAAGAUGAUCUGGUUACAAUUUGGAAGGAGUGCAGUGAUGACUUAAAGGAGUGCUUGGGGUCUAUUGUGCUCCCUAUUGGUAGCCUCUCCAUUGGACUAUGCAGGCAUCGAACUCUGCUAUUCAAAAAGUUGAUGAAAGCUGCUAGUUAUAAAGUUCCUGGGGAGUAUCUUAUUGAUUUGGUUGAGAACCCAGGAUGCUUAUGUGACCCUGAUUCCUUGCUGAAUGGUCCAUCUACAAUCGCAAUUUCCUCACCUUUAUGCUUUCCGCGGUUUCGGAAGGUGGAACCUGCGGUUGAUUUCAGGUUGCUGGCGAAAAAAUUCUUCUCAGAUCUUCAGUCGCUCAAUCUUGAGUUCGAUGAUUCUGUAGCAGCUGGAAAUAUUAUUCAUGGAGAGAUAUCUAAACAGUCGGAGGGGACUCAUGUUGAUAGAACCAACUCUCCACCCAGCUCAAGCAAUCGAGAGGAGAUUUCUGAAGCACAACCAUUCGCCACAAAUUCCUGGAUAAAGGUUCAUGAUAAAGAACAGUUACUCUCUAGACCUUCUAAUGAGCAGAAUGUAGUAAGCUCGGGAAAUAUACUCAAAAGCUCGAUACCUUUGAAACUUAUUCCUCCAAUUGGGAAUAAAGAAGUUCAUCCGGUUAUCUCCAUGCUGGGUCAAAGAAUAAAUACAAAUAAAGACACAAGGUUCGAUGAAGGAGGUCAAUCAGUUGCAUCUAAAACACGUGAAUUUACCUUUGAUGUUGAUGAUCUAAAAAUUCCCUGGUGUGAUCUUGCUUUAAAGGAGAAGAUUGGGUCAGGUUCUUUUGGAACAGUUCAUCGUGCUGAAUGGAAUGGCUGUGAUGUUGCUGUGAAGAUUCUCAUGGAACAAGACUUCCAUGCGGAGCAGUUCAAGGAAUUUUUAAGGGAGGUGGCUAUCAUGAAAAGACUGCGACAUCCGAAUAUUGUGCUUUUUAUGGGUGCUGUUACAGAACCGCCAAACUUGUCCAUAGUAACAGAGUAUUUAUCAAGAGGUAGUCUGUACAGACUGCUGCAUAAACCUGGUGCAAAAGAGGCUUUGGAUGAAAGACGUCGACUAAGCAUGGCUUAUGAUGUGGCAAAAGGAAUGAACUAUCUUCAUAAAUGCAAUCCUCCUAUUGUUCAUCGAGACUUGAAAUCUCCUAACCUUCUUGUUGAUAGGAAGUUUACUGUGAAGGUCUGUGAUUUUGGUCUUUCCCGUUUAAAAGCAAACACCUUUCUUUCGUCCAAGUCUGCUGCUGGAACUCCUGAGUGGAUGGCACCUGAAGUGCUUCGUGAUGAACCUUCAAAUGAAAAGUCAGAUGUGUACAGUUUUGGUGUGAUAUUAUGGGAGUUGGCGACUCUGCAGCAACCCUGGGGCAACUUAAAUCCUGCACAGGUUGUCGCCGCUGUUGGCUUCAAAGGAAAAAGGCUUGAAAUUCCUCGAGAAGUAAACCCCCAAUUAGCAGCCCUUAUUGAAGCCUGCUGGACCAAGGAACCUUGGAAACGGCCCUCCUUUUCAAGUAUCAUGGACUCUUUGAGACGAUUGAUUAAGAGCCUAACACCUGCCCAACCGAGUUAUGCAAAACCUCCGUCGCUCGCGUAA
This is a messenger RNA of Striga hermonthica, 2553 nucleotides long. The record is from the annotation of a GenBank genome assembly. NCBI's taxonomy places the organism in Eukaryota, Viridiplantae, Streptophyta, Magnoliopsida, Lamiales, Orobanchaceae.